Molecule: messenger RNA, 4399 nt
Organism: Corythoichthys intestinalis (scribbled pipefish)
Lineage: Eukaryota; Metazoa; Chordata; Actinopteri; Syngnathiformes; Syngnathidae
Product: ceroid-lipofuscinosis neuronal protein 6 homolog
Exons: 8
Coding region: 98-1012 (304 amino acids)
Biological process (GO): lysosome organization
Cellular component (GO): membrane; endoplasmic reticulum
Source: RefSeq, a predicted model, not a curated record
AUUCAAUAAUACUGUAUAUUUGUGGCCGGAGAUGCGAGUUGGGCUUCCACUUUAUAUUUGUAAUUAUAUGUAUUUUUAAUCAAGAGCAACGUCAAACAUGCGGGUACUUCGGAGACGUCGGGAGCAUGAUUUGACGUAUCAAACAAAUAUUCAAGAUAGCAGCCUACUUGCUUGCAAGCAAAACAUGCCACAGAAGAAGAAAGAUUUUCAUUUAGACCUGUGGUUCUGCCUAACACUGCAGAAUUGGAUUCUAGACUUUGGACGGCCUAUUGUCAUGAUCAUGCUCCCACUUGAGUGGUUUCCCCUCAACAAACCAAGUGCUGGAGACUAUUUCCACAUGGCCUACAAUGUCAUAACACCUUUCCUCAUGCUUCAGUUGGUUGAGCGAAGUCCAAAGUCACUACCUCGCCCAGUAGUCUACCUCUGCAUCAUCACUUUUGUCAUGGGAGCCAGCAUCCACCUUGUGGGAGACUCUAUCAACCACAGACUCAUUUUGAGUGGCUACAAGCUCCAUCUUUCAGUCAGAGAAAACCCAAUCAUUCGAGACCUCAAACCUGCCUCACUGAUUGACUCAUUUGAGCUGCUGUAUUAUUAUGAUGAACAUCUGGGACAUUUAAUGUGGUAUAUUCCCUUCUUUAUCAUUCUCUUCAUCUACUUUACUGGAUGUUUCACAAAUUCUUCAGAGCAGAAGAUUCCAGUCACCGGGAAGCUGUUACUUGCACCCAGCGCACUCUAUUACUGGUACUUGGUCACAGAAGGACAAAUCACUGAACUCUUUCUCCUCACCUUCUUUGCAAUGGUAGCCAUGGUGAUUCAUCAAAGGCAUAUUGGCUUGAACCCGGACAGCAAUGGACUUUUCUUGUUCUAUAGUUUCUGUUUUACUGUGCUUCUAGUAGUUUUAUGGGUUGCCUUCCUAUGGAAUGACCCCGUGCUACGCAAAAAAUACCAGGGCUUAGUGUAUGUUCCUGAACCAUGGUCCUAUUACACGUCACAUAUAAAGAAUGUUUCCUGAAAGAGAUAUGCUCAGACACAACUGCCUGUGACCAAAGACGAAGAGGACAUAUGUUCCCAAAAUUCUGUUACACCAGUUUUACAAUGUGUCAUUCCUUUUUGUUACAUUUACAACUGAUAUGUAUAUUUAUAGUGUAUACAUCGAUAUUUUUCUCCCGGAUGAAUUAUUUCACAGUAUUACUUUGAUGAUGCCUGCGACUGACUGGUGAGUCAUUCUGGUUGUACUCCUGGAAAGGCUCACAAGCACUUUGUGACAUAUCUGCCACUACACAUGUAAUUUUUCCCAUUUUCGCUUGUAUUUUUACUUCCUCGUACAUUUGAUAAAAAAUUUAAAGUGUUUUUCUUAUUCUUUGGUUUUAUUUAGCUGUUUUAUAUAUUAAAUGCUUUGGGUACUCAAUUAUAGAACAACACUCCUAAAACACUCUACUAAGCAUUUAAUUAAACGUCAUACACAAAUCUCAACUGCAAACUGGAGUAAGCAUGACUCAAAAGCUCUAGUUUUGUAGUUCGACAUCAAUAUGGCUUUCCUCAUCUUUUCUUAGAGCUACUGAACAGACUGUUCGGCAAAACAAAAGACAAGAAGAUUCCAUUCAAAGUACGUUGCUCACAAAAUAUAGCUCUAUAAUGCUUCUUCCCAUCAAGCAAAAUUAAAUUCACAUAUGGUGGCAUGCACCCCAUCGUGGCAACGUGAUUUGGGAGAAAAAAGAACAAGAACGCAUCAUAAAUCCUCCUUAAGAAAUGGUUUUAAUAUAAUUAAUAUAUAAUUAAAAAAAAAAAAAUUACAUGACCCAUUUAACUUCCGACAUUGUGUGGAAACUAAUGUUGGAUUUUUACAAUUUUAGUAAGAAGAGGCUAUUCAAAAAGGUUGCAUUCAUUUUCAUGCAUCAACAUUGAUUUUCUCAAUUUGUUGGUAUUUUUUUAGCUGAUUUUCUAUUCGCGAUUUCAUGCACAAACGUUUCCCAAGGUGGCUUUUUGAAAGAAAAAACUUGAACCCUUCAACAAAUAUGUGUUGAGUCAUACUCACGUAGAAGGGCUUCCAACCAGACACAACCUAAUGGCAGAAUGACAUUUUGGGAAUAUUGUCAUGUUGAUACGUACAGCAGGGCUGUCCUUUCUGUAUUCCACCAUGGACUGCCGACUGCCAGAUAUAAUCUGGAUGGUGUCGUCCCCAGUUUUUUGAGAGGGUUUUUCUUUUCCUCCCACAAUUUAAAUAAUGACCUGAGCAAGAGAGGGGCAGAGGUAAAGACAAAAAGCCCAGAAAGGAGAGAAAGCAGGCCCAGGGGAUUACAUGUGUGUCUAUGAUUCCAAAUCCCCCGGUUACCUGAGAGGCAGUACCCGAAUAGAGCACCAAGAACUCCCACUGGUUCCAAGAACAGGCUGUUCCGGGUGUGCGAAACCAUUUUUGAGUCCGUUCGAAAGAGAUAAUUGAGAAACGAUAAUUUAUUUACCGUGAAAGACUGGAUCGUCAUUGUUCGGGGAGUAUACAUUCACUAAUGUGUAUGACCUAUUACAUAUUGUAACCAGUAUAAAAAUGUAUUGGCCUCUCGGGUCCGCUAUUGUGUUAACCAAUGUAAAAAAUACAGUAUUGUCUUAUGGGUUAUAAUUGCUACUCCUCUGUAAAUUUGGAAUAGUGGUGAGCUUCUUUUCAGAUUGAUAAAUGGGUUUUUUGCAUGACAAAAAAGUCUGCCUUCAGCUUUGUGAUGUUUUCUCAAAUCUUUUCGCUUGCGCCCAGAAGCCCUUCACAUUGAAUGAGAUAAAAGAUAUAUGCGACAUACUGUGCAUAAUGGUAGUCAAACUGAUAGUGUCCUACAUGUAAUACAGUCCUGAAGGUUAUCUAACCGCUAUGAUUCAGGGAUGAUUGAGUGUAUUGUGUGAUAAAUUGGUAAAUGCAUUUCACAUGCGUCUAUGCCGUUUCCAGAAAUUGAAGUAUCUCUGUAACAAAAAAGAACAGUAGCACAUUAGAAUGUUUCACAGACCUGACAGAGGAGGACCACAAAUGCGUUGCGUUUAGACAGUUUUUCUAUAUCGAAGGGAACAGUAGGGCAGGUGAAAGAAGGCAACAGUACAUAUGAGGGUUAGGCAGAAUUUGGGGUUCCAAAAACAGAAUGCAGGUCGAGUUACCUGGGCAGGACAGAAAGAAGUCAAAACCAUGGCUUGAAGUACACAGGUUAAUUGUAGAGUGAAACAGUGCUAUUGGCUGGUCCACUAGGUGAACUGAGAACAGAUGGGGCUAACUGAAGACAAUCAGGGUUUGCAGCAGCAGGGACAGAGGCCAUUGCAAGAAUGGGUAUAUUGUGGGCAAGGGCAUAGGUUUGGUCUCCACUUUGGUAGGGACGAUAUAACAGCAUAACCUGCAGGUACACUUUUUGCUGGAGACGAGACAUUAAUAAGACCAAACAGACUGGGUGAUACAUUUCUGACGAAUAUGAACCUAACUAAUUAAUAGGCUAAAUGAUCAAUAUAAAAUAAAUCUGUACUGACCUAUACUAACUUUCACAUGUAUUAGUUCUAGUGAUACAUCGUUCAAUUCAAACCUUUGUUUUCAAAACUACGAAAGAAACAUUUUGAAAACUUCCAGAAAAAAUGUCAGGAUUUUUUUUUUUGUCUGUGUUUAGCAAAUUUAAAUUGCAAUAUUUGAACAGAAUUUAAAUUAUAUUAACAUACACAAUCUCUUUAACUAUACAGGAAUGCAAAAAAUAAAAAAUUGUCUUAAGACCAUUCAACAUUGUCUGUCUAAAUAAAAAAAUUAAAUACAACAGAAGAAAAUUAGGGAAUACCAAAAAUAAAUACUAAUGGAACCUUCCUUCAGUUAAAACACUGCUGCUUUUGUACACAAACACAAAAAAACUCAACAAAAAAAUGAAAGAUUUGAGCUGCUUUAGGACCAUAUAAAUAAAACAAAAAUGAAAAUUGGGGAAAAGGGGUUACACCUCGGUUCACAUUUCUCACAAUUAAUGUUAACAGUGGAAAACAUACUGAAGGACACCUCUCUAAGCAGCUUCCUACUCGAGUUUUGCAGGUUAGCAAAUUAAUACAAUUUAAUGUUAUGCUAACUCUGAUGCAGGUUGGACUUUCACUAGCAAAAUUAGUAGUGUGUUCCCCACCUCCACAACUUUGACAUCUUUUUACAUUACUUACAGUGGUUGCUGCUGCUGCUGGCCGAAAUAAAAUUCUAAUAUCCCUCGUCGUCGAAGGGGGCAGAGGAGGUGGCAUGUUGUCGACAUGUAUUUCUGUCUGGGCAAUGAGUGCGUGUGUGUGGAAGGGAGGGGUCAUGUCAUCAGCCAAUAAAACGUGUGUUUGUGGGAAAAAAUGGACUGGCACAUUCUGCAAGUAAAAAGGGGAUUAAUGUUAUCAUGAACAUAAUGAAAGUAAUUCACUUAAUAAUGGU